Orbicella faveolata is the source of this 6468-nucleotide messenger RNA. RefSeq names its product ATP-dependent RNA helicase DHX8-like. Lineage: Eukaryota; Metazoa; Cnidaria; Anthozoa; Scleractinia; Merulinidae. Gene Ontology annotation, biological process: spliceosomal complex disassembly. Gene Ontology annotation, molecular function: ATP binding; RNA binding; RNA helicase activity. Gene Ontology annotation, cellular component: intracellular anatomical structure; catalytic step 2 spliceosome. The record is from RefSeq and is a predicted model, not a curated record.
UAUAGUGCAAAACUAAGUGAAAAACCGCUACGCAAACGUUACGUUCUUUUGAUGUUUGUAUUUAUGAAACGACAUCUGACGAUCUGACGAUCAGUAGUUAAAGUCUUCUGAAAACAUGGAAGAACUUCAGCAGCUCGAGCAACUUUCUCUGGUAUCUAAGAUCUGUACUGAAUUGGACAAUCACUUGGGAAUCAAUGAUAAAGAUCUAGCUGAGUUUAUAAUCAUGCUUGGAGAAAGAAACCCCACCUUUGACAAGUUUCAGGCAGCUUUAGAAGAAAAUGGUGCUGAAUUUCCAGAGUCAUUUACCUCCAACUUGUUACGACUGAUUCAGAAGAUGAAACCUAAGCUAGACACAUCAGAUGAUCAACCAGGAACAUCUGUAGAUGACAACAAAGAAAACAAAGUUACAGCAGUCGUUGAGAAAAAAAGAACAGCAUUUCCUGGGCUUUGCAUCCCAGAUCAGCUGACAGAGGACACAAGUAAAAGCACUGAAGACGAUGAAAAAGUGGCAUCAACAGCUCUUGGUGAGUUGGAAGCUCUGAUGUCCAAAGCAAAACAUUCGUCAUCAGAUGCUGAUAGCAAAAAAGAACACAGACAAACACGGCAGCGAAGUAGAAGCAGAAGCAAAGAAAGAGGAAGAAGACGACCAAGAUCACGAUCACAAAGCCCAAAAGGAGACCGAGUCAGAAGGCAACGAAGCAUGGAUAGAAAUAGAGAAAGCGAUAGUUAUAGGAGACAAGAAAGAAGAAGGAAAAGCAGAAGCAGGUCUAGAAGCAGAGAAAGAGGUCGUCCAAGAGACAGACAUGGUACUAGCCGAGUGGAAAAAGCUCCACCUGCCACUCCAGUUGUUAACCAGAUUUACAAUGGAAAGGUCACCACUAUCAUGCAGUUUGGCUGUUUUGUACAAUUGGAGGGCCUACGAGGACGACAUGAAGGCUUGGUGCAUGUUUCACAGCUGCGACGUGAAGGUCGAGUGGCUAACGUAAGCGAUGUGGCUCACAGAGGUCAAAAGGUUAUGGUCAAAGUUCUCUCCAUGGCUGGCAACAAGAUCAGUUUGAGUAUGAAGGAUGUAGAUCAGGAGACUGGAGAAGAUUUGAAUCCUACCAGAUCUAGACAGCAUCCUGAAGGUGAGAUCAGCGAGAUGGCGAGGAAUCCAGACAGGCCUGCAGGAAUCCCUGUGGUACCAGUAUAUGAAGAAGAUGAACCAAACACGAGGCGCAAAGUCCAGAGAAUAACCUCGCCAGAGAAAUGGGAGUUAAAACAGCUGAUUGCAGCUGGUGUAUUGGACAAAGCAGACUACCCAGAUUUUGACGAAGAAACUGGUAUUCUACCCAAGGAUGAUGACUCAGAUGAAGACAUUGAGAUUGAAAUAGUUGACGAGGAGCCCGCUUUUCUGCGAGGACAAACUAAACUGAGUGUCUCCAUGAGUCCUGUGAAAAUAGUAAAGAAUCCUGAUGGCUCCUUACAACGAGCCGCCAUGACUCAAAGCGCGUUGGCCAAGGAAAGGAGAGAACUGAAACAAGCUCAGAGGGAAGCGCAGGCAGAUAGCAUACCCAAAGACCUUGGCAAGCUCUGGAUUGACCCUGUUCCAGAUGUGAACGGUGAUAAGCCAAUCUUCGCUCAGGAUAUGCGGGGAGUCGGACUGGCAAAUGAAGACAUGCCCGAGUGGAAACGAGCUACAUUUGGUGGAAACAAAGCAUCAUAUGGAAAGAAAACAAACUUGACUAUACUUGAACAGAGGCAAGGAUUACCCAUAUACAAACUACGACAAGAACUGCUCAAGGCUGUCCACGAAAAUCAAGUUUUGAUUGUCAUUGGUGAAACAGGCAGCGGUAAAACAACACAGAUUACACAGUACCUAGCUGAAGAAGGCCUUCUUUCGGUCGGAAAACUUGCUUGUACUCAGCCCCGACGAGUUGCCGCUAUGUCAGUCGCCAAAAGAGUGUCUGAAGAGUAUGGCUGUCGACUCGGACAAGAAGUGGGAUACACGAUUCGAUUUGAAGACUGUACAAGCUCCGAAACUAAGAUCAAAUAUAUGACAGACGGUAUGCUGCUGAGAGAGUGUCUACUUGACCCUGAUUUAAAUCAAUACGCCAUCGUUAUUCUCGACGAGGCGCACGAGCGCGGCAUUAAUACCGACGUUCUCUUCGGACUGAUGAAGAAAACUGUGAAAAAGCGUCCUGAUUUGAAGUUGAUUGUAACGUCAGCCACGCUGGACGCAGUGAAGUUCUCGACUUAUUUCUUCGAGGCUCCCAUAUUUACAAUCCCUGGACGAGCAUUUCCUGUUGAGAUUUUGUACACGAAAGAAGCAGAGACGGAUUACCUUGACGCUUCUCUCAUUACUGUCAUGCAGAUCCACUUGACGGAGCCGCCAGGGGAUAUUCUCGUGUUUUUAACAGGUCAAGAGGAAAUUGACACGGCUUGCGAGAUUUUAUACGAGCGUAUGAAGAGCCUGGGACCUGAUGUACCUGAACUCAUUAUUUUGCCGGUGUACAGUGCCUUGCCAUCAGAGAUGCAAACCAGAAUAUUUGACCCUGCCCCUCCUGGAAGCAGAAAGGUAGUAAUUGCUACAAAUAUUGCAGAGACGUCCUUGACCAUUGACGGUAUUUACUAUGUGGUUGAUCCGGGAUUUGUCAAACAAAAAGUCUACAACUCGAAGUCUGGAAUUGACGCUUUGGUUGUCACGCCCAUCUCUCAGGCUCAAGCCAAGCAACGCUCAGGCCGAGCAGGGAGAACGGGUCCUGGAAAAUGCUAUCGACUGUACACAGAGCGUGCGUACAGGGAUGAGAUGCUCCCGACUGCUGUACCAGAGAUCCAAAGAACGAACUUGGCCAGCACUAUCCUGUCACUCAAAGCGAUGGGAAUCAAUGAUUUACUGUCUUUUGACUUCAUGGAUCCUCCGCCUAUGGAGACCAUGAUCUCUGCUAUGGAGCAGUUACACUCCCUCAGCGCCUUGGACGAUGAGGGCCUACUGACAAAACUUGGCAGAAGAAUGGCGGAGUUUCCUUUAGAACCACAGUUGUCCAAGAUGUUAAUUCAGUCUGUUCAUCUUGGCUGCAGUGACGAGGUCUUAACCAUUGUUUCUACGUUGUCCGUACAAAACGUCUUCUACAGACCUAAGGACAAACAAGCAAUUGCAGACCAAAAGAAAGCUAAAUUCCACCAGGCUGAAGGAGAUCAUCUCACUUUACUUGCUGUCUACAAUUCUUGGAAAAAUAACAAGUUCUCAAACCCAUGGUGCUUCGAGAACUUUGUGCAGGCGAGGUCACUAAGACGGGCUCAAGACAUCAGGAAACAAAUGCUUGGGAUUAUGGACAGACACAAGCUUGACGUAGUGUCUUGUGGCAAGACAACAUCUCGGGCGCAAAAAGCCAUAACCAGCGGUUUCUUUCGCAACGCGGCAAGAAAGGACCCACAGGAAGGAUACCGUACAGUCACAGAUAACCAGGUGGUGUACAUUCACCCCUCAAGUGCACUGUUUAACAGGCAGCCGGAAUGGGUGGUGUACCAUGAACUUGUUCUAACAACUAAAGAGUACAUGAGGGAAGUCACUACUGUGGACCCUAAAUGGCUAGUGGAGUUUGCACCUGCAUUCUUCAAGAUGGGCAAUCCCACCAAACUCAGCAAACGCAAGAGGCAGGAGAGAUUGGAGCCGCUGUAUAACAGAUACGAAGAACCAAACGCUUGGCGUAUAUCUCGGGCCUUCAGAAGAAGAUGAAAUACUGUUUAUCGACUCACUUCUUUUAUCGCCGAGACUGCUUGCUGGCUGUGGUUUCGACUGAUGCAAAAUGAGGAAAAGAACUGAAAAAAAACUGGUGGACUGGAAACUAAGUGCUGUCACAUUUGAUGGCUGACUGUAUCGCAUCUUAUUUGGAGUGAAGCAGUAGUUUCUGGAGCCCUCCCGAUAUUUUGAACCCAUUUGCGUUUCCCUCUGAGGUUAGAGGAAUUGGGAUUCCACUCUAAAUAUUUAUAUACAUGUAUGUACAAGACGAGCACAUGAUCGCACUACUGGGUAAUCUAAGGUUAUUUACAGCCUAAAGCCAAGUCAAACAUGAACAGUCUUACAAAAUGAGUGCACAAUACUCCGCUUUUGAUCUCACUUGCCUGCGUUACAGAAGCUAAUAAUAACCUGUGAAGCUACCUGACAAACGCUAAUGAUGAUCUUGAUCGCACUAACCUGUGUCGUUGUUACUGACUUUUGUUGAUCGCACUAGCCGGUGUUGCCAGCGCCACUAAUUGGCUUUCGUUACAAGCCGAGUUAAUACGCAGCUCUUGGUCGCACUGACCAGCUGUGUGAUUUGGCAAGUUUUGUUUCUUACUGCAAUAAAAUAUUCCUGCUCCCGAAGCGCAACUCAGUAUUAGACAAGAAUGCGCUGUCCUCCUCCUUAUCAUACAAGGCUGCAUGACUAGCGCAUAUAAUACCUUGUUCGUUGUCCCACCUGCCUGUGCUACAAGCGUUGAUAACGUCGUGCUCUUGAUUGUACGCUCUUACAAACCUGCUUCUGAUUGCACCAGCCGAGAUGCAAGCGCAUAUAACUCGCUCUUCAACCACAGAAUGUUGCGUGACAGGAACAUAUGUACACUGUUUUGGAUCCCACUCGCAUGUGUGACGCGCUUUUGAUUCCAUGAGCCAUGAUGUAAAGCCCAUAGAAUACCCUGCUCUUGAUCGCAUUGGCGUGCAAAGGAGGUUAUAUGUCACGUCAUGAAUCAAACGCGCGUUAUUGCUACAACUGCGUGAAUUUGGCGAUCUUGGACGUUCUGUGAUCCCUAUUUUUCUUUCAAUAGACCACUUUCUCUAUCGUUUCCCUACGUUUGGCCAAAAAAAAAAAGAAAGAAAAUCCCCCCAAAAAACAAACAUGGCGUCGAUACAGUGAUCAUUAUAUUUGCUCAAUGCCCGCGCCAUCUGUGCUAUUUUUCCUCAAAAAUAAAAAAAGUGCAUUAAUAUUUUAUUUUUUAUAAGAAGAGUAUGUCGAAAAAGUAACAAUGUCAAGAACCCAGAAUGUCUCGGGUGUUUCUUUGUCAGCGAAAGAACUCGGUUAAAUGCAGCAUAGUGAGACUGCGUGCUGUGAAUAGCUUUCUCGGAAACACUCCCAUUUCUCGAGAACUAUUUUUUAGAAUUUCACGAAAUUUGGCAAGGAAAUAGUUUAGAAAAUAAGUUAAUGAAGUAUUGAAAACAAAAUGAAAUUUAACAGCGGAAAUUCUAGAUAUUGCAGUUAUCCUUCAACAAAGGAUAAUUGAAAAUCUGUUAAACCAUCAUUAAAAUAGUGUGAACACUGUUUCAAGCUUGCUGCAUGCAAACGAUGAAAAAGAUCUGAAGACUAGAUGUUCUACAAAUAAGUAAAACCGCUUUCUAUUUAUGUUGCCAUGGUAAUAGCUCGUAAGUCAGCUAAACUAUCAAAAAACCGAAGUCUGUGUUAACUUAAAUCUUGCCAUUUUUGGCGACCAAAUGGAGUCGGUUUUAGAAAAAUACUGAAUGAAUAGGUAUCAAAAACUGUGUUCGGCCACGAUAAGUAUUUAGUUUUAUGGAAAGUAUCGCAACAUUUGAAAUUAUUAAUUCAACAGACUUAUAAGAUAGGUUGCCUCUGUUGACUCAUUUGCAAUAUUUUGAAUUAAAAAGCCUGGAGAGUUUGUUGGUUUCCCUUUGUGUCGCGAAUACAAACGUUGGUGGCGCUUGGAGUGGUUUUGUGCCUUGUCAAAGGGUUUCCAUUAGGGACGGGUGGCAAUAGCAGCGUCAUGUGUCUUGAAAACGAGGCUACUAUAUUGCCUUAACUUGUCAAAUACACACCAAAGGAAUUUCAAUCUCCGCUUUAACAUGUACAAAGCAUUUAAAUGAAAGAAAACUUCUCAACAAAUUUUCGGUUGAGAAGUUUAAGAGGAAACCCACUGCCAACCAAUAUUUGAACCAUGGGUGAGAUUUUCCAACCCAACGACGGUCUCGAAAAAGUUUAGAGAAACGUCGCAGAAAAACGUCGUUUCAUGGUAUAGACUCAAAAUAUUCUGCAAGACUGGAAGAAUCUCUUGUUGGGAAGUGUAGAUAAUGCUUGAGCUAAACUAGCCUGCAGAACAGGCGAUUUAGCACUCAGUGCUUUGCACUCCGGCUGUCCCGCUAAACCGUCUGUUUUACAGGCGAGGCUAAACUACAUCAAUGGUACGGGACAAUGGUACGGAAAUGAAGACAAGAUGGAUCAUCGCAGUUAUACACACAACUUAAGAAGUUGUGAAAUUUAAGGAUCAAGAAAAAGCUCGUUAAAAAAUUCCUAGAUCUUCAGUAGAUCUAUGCCACAGCCAUCUCGAAAUCAGACGGUCUUUCGAAUGACUGGGGGAAGGAGAAAACAUUUGUAAUCAUUUGUUAUUCGUUAUCACUAAUCUUAAGCCGUUAAGAUUUUGUACAACUACACAGGCAAACUACACACUGCUUACUCGAAUGGCAAUUUCAGGACAUUCAAUAAAUGUUGACGUUUUUGUGGG